This is a messenger RNA of Megalobrama amblycephala (Wuchang bream), 3693 nucleotides long. RefSeq names its product leucine rich repeat containing 8 VRAC subunit Aa (gene lrrc8aa). Gene Ontology annotation, molecular function: protein binding. NCBI's taxonomy places the organism in Eukaryota, Metazoa, Chordata, Actinopteri, Cypriniformes, Xenocyprididae. The record is from RefSeq and is a predicted model, not a curated record.
AGUAGGAUUCGAAGAAGACGAGUCCCGGGAGGUGCAGCUGACGCGUAUUCCUGGGCGUGGUUUAGCCGCGUUCCUCAACUCUUUCCUCGGGCUGCGGAGUGUGAGGCAGCCGCUGUGGAACCGUGGACCGGAGGAAAGACAUGUAUCAGUUAUGCGCCACAGGAGCCAGAGAUCCACUCAGUAACGAGGCCGGUAAACCGUCAUGAUUCCCAUCACUGAGUUGCGGUACUUUGCUGACACUCAGCCGGCGUAUCGAAUUCUGAAACCAUGGUGGGACGUGUUCACAGACUACAUCUCCAUCGUCAUGCUGAUGAUCGCAGUGUUCGGUGGCACACUGCAGGUCACGCAGGACAAGAUGAUUUGCCUUCCGUGCAAAUGGGUCGUCAACCAGACCUGCGAACACCUCAAUGUCAGCGUGGCGCACAACUCCGAACCGAAGGGCAUCCAGUACGACCUCGACAGACACCAGUACAACUACGUGGACGCCGUAUGUUACGAGAACAAGCUCCACUGGUUCGCCAAGUACUUCCCGUAUCUGGUGCUGCUGCACACCCUGAUUUUUCUAGCAUGUAGCAACUUCUGGUUUAAGUUUCCGCGGACCAGUUCGAAGCUGGAGCAUUUUGUGUCCAUUCUGUUGAAAUGCUUCGACUCGCCGUGGACGACGCGUGCGCUGUCUGAGACGGUGGUGGAGGAGAGCGACCCAAAGCCGACAGGGAAGAUGAACGGCUCGAUGGAUAAGAAAGCCUCCAGCGUGAGUGACCAGGAUGUGGAAGCGAGCGUUCCAAUGCUGCAGAGGACCAAGUCCCGGAUUGAGCAGGGAAUCGUGGACCGCUCGGAGACGGGUGUCUUGGAUAAGAAGGAAGGGGAGCAGGCCAAGGCACUGUUUGAGAAGGUGAAGAAGUUCCGUAUCCAUGUGGAGGAGGGCGACAUCGUUCACCGCCUUUACAUCCGCCAGAUAAUCAUCAAAGUCUUCCAGUUCAUCAUCAUCAUCUGCUACACCAUGUACUACGUUCACUACAUCACGUUCAGCGUGACAUGCACCGUGGACAUCGAGCGGCUGACCGGUUAUCGCACAUACCACUGCGCUCAUCCUCUGGCCACACUUUUUAAGAUCCUGGCCUGCUUCUACAUCAGUCUGGUGGUGGUUUACGGCCUCAUAUGCAUGUACACGCUCUACUGGAUAAUUAGCCGCUCGCUAAAACGAUAUUCCUUCGAGUCAAUCCGCGAGGAGAGCAGCUACAGCGACAUCCCGGACGUGAAGAACGACUUUGCCUUCAUGCUGCACAUGAUCGACCAGUACGACCCGCUGUACUCGAAGCGGUUCGCCGUGUUCCUGUCGGAGGUUAGCGAAAACAAACUGCGGCAGCUGAACCUGAAUAACGAAUGGACUCUGGAGAAACUCCGACAGAGGAUAACCAAGAACUCGCAGGAGAAACUAGAGCUGCACCUCUUCAUGCUGAGCGGGAUUCCAGACACGGUGUUUGACCUGGUAGAGCUGGAGGUCCUGAAAUUGGAGCUGAUCCCUGACGUUACAAUCCCGCCUAUUAUCGCACAGCUGUCUAACCUGAGGGAGAUGUGGCUUUACCACACACCGGCCAAGAUCGAGGCUCCCGCUCUGGCCUUCCUCCGUGAGAACCUCAAAUCACUACACAUAAAGUUCACAGACAAAGAGAUUCCGCUGUGGAUCUACAGCCUCAAGAACCUCAGCGAGCUCCAUCUCACUGGAAACCUUAGCGCGGAGAACAACCGAUUCAUCGUCAUCGACGGCCUACGGGAGCUCAAGAGGCUCAAGGUCCUGCGGCUGAAGAGCAACCUCACUAAACUGCCUCAGGUGGUGACGGACGUUGGCGUUCACUUGCAGAAGCUGUCUAUCAAUAACGAAGGGACCAAACUGAUGGUUCUGAACAGUCUGAAGAAGAUGGUGAACCUGACGGAGCUGGAGCUGGUGCGCUGUGAUCUAGAGAGGAUCCCGCACUCCAUAUUCAGCCUGCACAAUCUACAGGAGAUUGAUCUGAAGGACAACAACCUGAAGACCAUCGAGGAGAUCAUCAGCUUCCAGCAUCUCCACAGACUGGUGUGCCUCAAACUCUGGUACAACCAGAUCGCCUACAUCCCCAUCCAGAUCGGCACCCUCACCAACCUGGAGCGACUCUACCUGAACAGGAACAAGAUCGAGAAGAUUCCCGCUCAGCUGUUCUUCUGCAGGAAGCUGCGUUACCUGGACCUCAGCCACAACAACCUGACCAGCAUCCCUCCGGACAUCGGCUUCCUACAGAACCUGCAGUACUUCGCGGUGACUGCGAACAGAAUCGAGACAUUGCCACCCGAGCUGUUCCAGUGUAAGAAGCUGAGGACGCUGAAUCUGGGAAAUAACUGCCUUACAGUGUUGCCGUCGCGUUUCGGAGAGUUAACGGGCCUCACGCAGCUGGAGCUCCGCGGCAACCGGCUGGAGGGAUUACCGGUGGAGCUCUCCGAAUGUCGCCUUCUCAAGCGCUCCGGGCUGAUCGUGGAGGAGGAUCUCUUCAACACUCUGCCACCGGAGGUCAAGGAGCAGCUGUGGAGAACCGAUAAAGAACAAGCCUGAGCGAGACGGAUGGAAGAGAAGCAACUCUUAAUGUGGUCAUUCUGCUUUCCUUUCAUUUUUUUAAGUGAUUUUUAAUUCAUUUUAUUUGGGCGAAAAAGCAUUCGUUUCUCGUCCGUAUGAAGGGAAGUUGUGGACAGUACGGUGCCAUCUGUCCUUCGAAACACACACAUACACUGAUACACUCACUCAAACACGUUCUCAUACACAAACGCACAUUUUGCGAGGUCAAGUCAUUUAUGCACUGCCCCCUACAGGCACGGAGGGGCAUGCAUAUAGAUGACGACGACACCAACAUGGAGUGCCUGUUAAAGCAGUGGCAUUAUGGGAAUGCAUAGAUAUAACAAGCAAUAUGUGGUUUGUGCAUUAUUUACUUAGUGGCUGCGUCCAAUCAGGGAAGAGUCGACUGUUUAUGAAUGUGCCAGCUGAGUUAUCGAAUAUGUAAAAUGUACAUUUUAGACCUCUGCAAGCGAAUACCCACAGAAAUAAAUGCCAAAAAGGUCAUAUAUAAAAUCUACUACAUAUAUAUAUGCUUUUAAGGAUUUUUAAAGAUGAAUAUGAUGCCAUAAACUCUUGAAAAUGUCUUGCUGAAAUCUUACACUCCACAGACUAGAAACCGCGAACUCAAACGCUCUGACGGCAAACAAACAAAAUUUUGCCGCCUUUUCACAAAUGUUGGACUGACUCAAGUUUGGAUCAGGUGACCUGCACAUCACAUCCGAUUGGUUGACUCAAAGGGAAUGAUGACGUCAUAAUGACUGUUGUCGUAGCAACGUUCCAACACUAUCAUGGCCUUAACUGUCUCUGAGCUGUAUGCUGGAGGUCACCUCAAAGACAAAGUGUACAUUUUACGUUUAUAAGUUUUAUAAUUUUACAAAAAAAUAAUAAGAGAAAGAACAAAAAGAAACAGAACUGAAAGACUUGUGCAAACUGUUUGCAAGUACAAAAAUCCUAUGCGUUAAUGUAUCUUUUUUUUUUUUUUUAUAUGUAUAUGUUCAUAUGAUUUUAUUUUAUGAUUUUUAUUUGAACUUUUCUUUUGUUGGGAAGACUGCCUAAUGUACACAGUAUGGCUUUAAACAAAACCAAGUAAAAAUUUCUGAUACACAUUCAAA